Messenger RNA from Dryobates pubescens (Downy woodpecker), 759 nucleotides. It is a transcript of the gene CENPW, whose product is annotated as centromere protein W. Gene Ontology annotation, biological process: kinetochore assembly; chromosome segregation; mitotic cell cycle. The coding region runs from base 7 to 237 and encodes 76 amino acids. NCBI's taxonomy places the organism in Eukaryota, Metazoa, Chordata, Aves, Piciformes, Picidae. Gene Ontology annotation, cellular component: kinetochore; nucleoplasm. The transcript is spliced from 3 exons. Gene Ontology annotation, molecular function: DNA binding; protein heterodimerization activity. The record is from RefSeq and is a predicted model, not a curated record.
GGGAAGAUGAAGUGCACGGCUCCCCGCAGCACUCUGCGCAGAAUCAUCAAGAACGAGAAGCCCAGCUUACGCCUGGCGGCGAACACCGACCUGCUGGUGCAUCUGAGCUUCUUGCUGUUCCUCCAUCGUCUAGCAGAAGAAGCCAGGACAAAUGCAAUCCAGAACAGGAGCAAAAUGAUUAAACCUGACCACGCAAUAGCUGCAGCAAAGGUUAUUUUAAAGAAAAGCAGAGGCUAGAAAACAGACCACUGGAAUUUCAGAACACGUUUUCCCCCUGUUUCCAUACUCACAUGAGAUCCUGUGAGCCAGCUUUUGCGCUUGGGAAGUAUUUAGUUUCAUUGAUGUCUGUCUCCUGCCUGGUACUGUCUGCUGCUUAACAACCCUCAACUGAGAAUCUCACCCAGUGUAUUUUCAUGCACUUCAUGGCAUUGUUUAAAAAUGGAUGGAGGCUCCUGACAGUGGAGAAUUCCUGCUUCUGGAGAAAUGAAUGGCAAUGCUUUUUUUAUGCUGGAAAGGGGCAGAAGCCCUCGAACUUGUCUGGGGGCCGUUUGGUGAUAAGGGAGGGAUGAGUUUGCUGUUCAUUAAAAGCUUGGCUGCUGUGCUGACUGAAAGCUGACUCUUUACUAGUAAGCCAAAAGGGUCCUUAUUCUCUGAUAAUGAUGUUUAUGUUUGAUUAUGAGAAGCUGCUAAUAAAAACCAGGUUGGGUUUCUGUGAGAUCUGCUGUUUGUAUGAUCAUUUCUAGAGCACUGUGGUGAUUU